Brachypodium distachyon (stiff brome) is the source of this 1779-nucleotide messenger RNA. RefSeq lists its product as uncharacterized. NCBI's taxonomy places the organism in Eukaryota, Viridiplantae, Streptophyta, Magnoliopsida, Poales, Poaceae. The record is from RefSeq and is a predicted model, not a curated record. The transcript has 2 exons. Bases 1 to 1779 code for a protein of 592 amino acids. Gene Ontology annotation, biological process: DNA integration. Gene Ontology annotation, molecular function: nucleic acid binding.
AUGGCAUACGACGUUUAUAUGACGGCAAAGAAGCUGAAGCAUUAUUUUAACGCGCAUCAGAUCUGGGUUAUAUGCGAGGCGCCCAUCUCGGAAAUCAUGAGCAAUAAAGACGCAAGUGGCCGGAUCGCAAAAUGGGCUAUUGAGUUAGCACCCUACACGCUGCAGUACGACAGACGGGAUGCCAUAAAAUCUCAGGCUCUCGCGGAUUUCCUGGUAGACUGGGCCGAGAUAGAAUAUGAACCACCGCCGCCUGAAACUAGGUACGGGAAGAUGCAUUUUGAUGGCUCUAAAAUGAAAAGUGGGUUUGGUGCCGACAUAAAGAUCAGUGGUCACUUCGAAGGAUGCGAAUUCCAUCAUAUACCGCGGGCGGAGAAUGAGGCAGCCGACACGGUGUCGAAGCUCCGCUCAAUGCGACAGGCUAUCCCGGCUGGAGUGGCAUUGGAACAUUUACGCAAACCAUCCAUCAAGCCCUUAGCAGAAUCGGAGUCAAUUUUUAUCCCAGCAAGCUCAGAAGGUGACGCCACCCCAAUGGACAUUGACGGUGGCAGCGGUUCUGAUAACCCGGGGACCGAGCGCCCUAACUCGGCGGAAGCAAUGGCGGUUGAGCCAAUGGAGGUAGACAUACCUGAUGAGCCAGUUUUUGCUACUCGUCCCGUGCCGGCUUGGGCACAACCGAUAAUGUCUUAUCUCAAAUAUGGGAGUCUCCCAGAAGAGGAAGUGUCGGCAAGGCAAAUUCAGAGAAGGGCAAAGGCCUACACUAUCAUCAAUGGUGAACUAUACAAGAAGAGUGUUACUAACGUCUUGCAGCGAUGCGUCGAGCCGGCAGAAGGGCAUGAGAUACUCCGAGAUAUUCAUCAGGGAGAGUGCGGUCACCAUGCGUCUUCAAGAACAUUGGUGGACAAGGCAUUCUGGCACGGUUUCUACUGGCCGAGUGCGCUACAGGAAGCAGAAGACAUGGUCCGGAAAUGCAAUGAUUGCCAGAGAUAUGCCAGCAAGAUUCACAUGCCGGCAUCUGAGCUCAAGACUAUUCCAAUCACUUGGCCAUUUGUUGUUUGGUGUUUGGAUGUGGUGGAACCUUUCAAGGGGGCGCGAGGAGGCAUGACGCAUAUUUUGGUCCUGGUUGACAAGUUCACCAAAUGGAUCAAAGUGAAGCCGAUACGAAAGUGUGACGGCAAGACCGCGGUAUCAUUCUUGAAGGACAUCAUCUUGAGGUAUGGUUACCCCCACAGUGUCAUUACGGAUAACGGAACGAACUUCGCGGAAGGACCUUUUGCGCGAUUUUGCGCGGAAAAGAAAAUCCGGCUAGACGUCGCCUCCGUGGCACAUCCUCAGUCCAACGGACAAGUUGAGAGAGCAAACGGCAUGGUUCUAGCCGGCAUAAAACCUCGGUUGAUUGAGCCACUGGAACGCACUCUAGGAUGCUGGUUAGAUGAACUCCCAGCUAUGCUAUGGAGUCUCAGGACAACUCCAAAUCGCUCUACAGGCUACACGUCAUUUUUCCUCGUAUACGGGGCGGAAGCUGUCUUACCAGCCGACAUUGAACAUGACUGUCCGCGAGUGACCAUGUAUACGAAGGCCGAGGUAAAAGAGGCCCGAGAAAAUGAUGUCAACCUGCUCGAAGAAUCACGGGAAUUGGCUCUAUCUCGGUCGGCCAUCUAUCAACAACACCUAAGGCGUUAUCACAGCCGGAGGGUAAACCAGCGAGUAUUCCAGAAAGGAGACCUCGUGCUCCGACUUGUGCAGCGCACAGCCGGGAUGCAUAAACUGUCACCCCCAUGA